Molecule: messenger RNA, 1041 nt
Organism: Xenopus tropicalis (tropical clawed frog)
Lineage: Eukaryota; Metazoa; Chordata; Amphibia; Anura; Pipidae
Product: adenosine receptor A2b-like
Exons: 2
Coding region: 1-1041 (346 amino acids)
Biological process (GO): G protein-coupled serotonin receptor signaling pathway; signal transduction; G protein-coupled adenosine receptor signaling pathway
Cellular component (GO): synapse; plasma membrane; membrane
Molecular function (GO): G protein-coupled receptor activity; G protein-coupled adenosine receptor activity
Source: RefSeq, a predicted model, not a curated record
AUGGAACACAACAUCCCCUUCAUUUUUCUGGAGAUAAUUCUUGCCCUGAGCAUCGUCUCUAUGAAUGUCCUGGUUUGUGCCACUGUCUAUCUUCACAAGGAGCUGAGGACCGUCACCAAUUUCCUCAUUGUGAGCUUGGCAGCGGCGGACAUUGGAGUUGGCGCAGUCGCCAUCCCAUUCUCCAUUGUGCUGAGCAUGGAAUACACACUCUGUUUCUACACCUGCAUCUUCAUCACUUGCUUUCCUCUGGUUACAACUCAGUUCUCCAUCCUACUCCUCCUGCUAAUCGCCAUCAAUGCCCAUCUAAAGAUCCGACUCCCAAACAGCUACAGCCUGCAUGUAACAAAUGUCCGUGUGUUUCUAGCAGUUGUGCUUUGCCUGCUCCUCUCGUGCCUUAUCGCUUUAUCUCCAAUGAUGGGAUGGAACCAAUUCCAGCAGUAUGUCAAUGGCAACAGAUCCUUGCAGAACCUUGCAUCGGAGAGGUCCAUGGUGGGAUACCCUAGGCCCAGUCCUGUGAUAGACCUUUCAGGUGCCUACUUCAGCCACAAAGAGGCUGAUAACAACAGUGGAAUCCAAGGAGAGCACCUAGGUUGUUGCUCUCUCACAGCUGUUUUCAGCCCAGAGUACCUGGUUUAUUUUGUAUUUUUCGGAUGCACUCUGCUGCCCCUUUUUAUCAUGCUUGCUAUCUAUGGUAACAUCUUUAGAGUUGCUCGAAGCCACCUGAGAUCAGCCAAGCGCUGGGAAGCGCACAUGGCCUGCACACUUCUCCUCCUGGUUGGCAUGUUCUGCCUGUGUUGGAUACCGCUGAACGUCAUCAAUAGCUUGAGGCUCCUGUGCUGGUCCUGCUCCAUUCCUGUAAAUCUAAUACACGUAGCUGUUAUCUUCUCCCACAUGAAUUCAUUUGCAAACCCACUUGUUUACGCUAUGAGGAAGAAAGACUUCGGGGGGGCCCUGAGGUCUGUUUGCCUGGAUUUGCUCACCUGCUGGUCCCCAGUUAAGGCAUGCUGUCGCAAAACAAAGGUCCACCCUCAAAAUGGGUGA